Messenger RNA from Suillus subalutaceus, 1106 nucleotides. RefSeq lists its product as uncharacterized. The coding region runs from base 171 to 1037 and encodes 288 amino acids. The transcript has 17 exons. NCBI's taxonomy places the organism in Eukaryota, Fungi, Basidiomycota, Agaricomycetes, Boletales, Suillaceae. The record is from RefSeq and is a predicted model, not a curated record.
UGACAUUGCGAGCUUGUGCAAGUUUGUACCCACUUAUCUGCAAAAGGAUAUGGAACACGGAGUGAUGAGGUUGAUGCCAACAAUUCAGGACCAUCGGUGACCGCUAUCUCAGCCCCACCCACUCUUUCAGUGACAAGCAGGGAUUCUGUCCAUACUACUUACACCCACCCAUGUCGACCACGAUCACUCCAGAGGAAAUCCAAGCUUGGGACCUAGACUUCCUGAAUUCCCCAACAAUCAAAUACAUCACCAUUGCCGCUUUAACGCUCUUUACCUGGGACCUGAUCCUAACUCUUCCUCACGAGUUUAGACUAUGGAACGCCAAAUGGACGUUUGCAAAAGUUCUAUUUUUUGUGAAUCGAUACUUUGCACUUGGGACAGCUAUCCUAAUAACAUUUUUGACAUUCGAUGUUACACCCACAUGGGCUUUGUGUUCUGCAAAUACUUUUUUUGCUGUCAUCGCCUUGUUACUAGUGGCCAACAUCGAAAUGAUCCUCCAACUUCGACUAUACGCGCUGUACGCCUAUGAUAAGAGAAUUGUCCUCACUGUGUCGGCAUUGUUCGUCGCGGUCUUCAGUGGCAUGAUGGUGAUGGCAGUGUUCAUACACCAGUAUGAGAAGAACUACAAAGCUCAGAUCUUUGGUGCAUGUGUCAUAGUCGGGUCCGUGGAUUGGCUGUAUCUUUUCUGGGUACCACUGAUGGGCUUAGACUCUGUUCUUGUCCUGUUAGCAGGCUACAAAUCUCUUCAGCAUUAUUUCCAGGUACCGGACAAGACUUGGUUUGGCGCACGUCUUAUGCAUGCCUUCGCGCGAGACUCGAUUCUUUAUUUCCUCUGUAACUUUUUGAUAUACCUACUCAGCACCUUGCUGGGCAAAUACGGCCCUGCUGAGUAUUACCAACUGAGCAUGAUCAUGGUCACAAUUGUCCCACCUAUAUCGGCGAACCGUCUCCUCAUCAACAUGUAUGAUUUUGCACAUGAGGACAUAGAGCUCGCAUCCAUAAAUAUGGAGGAUACUACAAUAGAUGAAUGGGAGUAAGCCCCCCAUGUAUAGGGCUAUGUUCGACAUAGGGUCUCCGAUAAUAAAUAUGAAAAAAUAUGGAGGGUU